Thalassophryne amazonica is the source of this 4160-nucleotide messenger RNA. It is a transcript of the gene per3, whose product is annotated as period circadian clock 3. Gene Ontology annotation, molecular function: transcription cis-regulatory region binding; transcription corepressor binding. Gene Ontology annotation, biological process: negative regulation of transcription by RNA polymerase II; entrainment of circadian clock by photoperiod; circadian regulation of gene expression. The record is from RefSeq and is a predicted model, not a curated record. Gene Ontology annotation, cellular component: cytoplasm; nucleus. NCBI's taxonomy places the organism in Eukaryota, Metazoa, Chordata, Actinopteri, Batrachoidiformes, Batrachoididae.
UCGAUUGUGCCCAGGUCAAAUCUUUCUUCUGCAGAAUCAGGGGCGGGAAGGACCCUGAGGGUGAGAUACAUUACAACCCCUUUCAGAUCACACCCUACCUGUUGAAGGUGCAAGGAACAGGAACCAGAGGAGAGGAGGAGGAGGAGCCUUGCUGCCUUGCAAUGGCUGAAUGCAUCAUUUCUGGCUAUGAGGCUCCUCGGAUUCCGAUGGACAAGCGGAUCUUCACUACUACUCACUCUCCAGGCUGUGUGUUCUUGGAAGUAGAUGAAAGGGCUGUGCCCUUGCUGGGAUACCUUCCACAGGAUAUGAUUGGCAAAUCAUUGUUGACAUGCAUUCAUCCAGAGGACCGCCCACUCAUGAUUUCUGUGCACCGGAAGGUGUUGAAAUAUGCUGGCCAGCCACCUUUUGAGCACUCACCGGUCCGUUUUUGCUGUCAAAAUGGUGACUACAUCACCUUGGAUACCAGCUGGUCCAGCUUCAUUAACCCAUGGAGUCGCAAGGUGGUCUUCAUCAUCGGCCGACACAAAGUCAGAACGAGUCCACUGAAUGAGGAUGUGUUUGCUGCUCAAACCAAGCAGGAUUUUCCAGACAGCCAGGAAGAAAUAAAAGAUCUGCAGGCCAAGAUCUAUAAGCUCUUCUUGCAGCCCAUCCAUAACAAUGGUUCCAGUGGUUAUGGCAGUUUGGGAAGUAAUGGUUCCCAUGAGCACUAUAUCAGUGUAGCCUCUUCUAGUGACAGCAGUGGUAACCUGUGGGAGGACUCGCACCGGGAUCCGAUGUCUCUGCAGCGGAUCUGUGCUGACGUGAACAGAGUCAAGAGUUGGGGUCAGCAAGCACACCUGGAUGCCAGCCACAAAACUGCUCCUCUAGAAAAAGCUGCUCCAGUGCAUCUAUUCCAAACAGCCUCCAACCUCGAGGCUGGGGCUCUUGAGGAAAGCAGGAAGCAAACACAUCCCUCCUACCAGCAGAUUAACUGCAUGGACAACAUCAUCAGAUAUUUGGAGAGUUGCACAGGUUCGGCCCUUAAACGCAAGAGUGGAUCCUGUUCUCUGACCACCUCUUCUUCCUCAUCCUCUACAUCAGAAGAUGACAAACCUGCCAGCGUCACUGACACAGCUCAACCCAACUCGGAUGUGGUGGUGUUAGACAGUCAGGACUCACUUGCCCCUGCAGCGGCAGCAGUGGUUGGAGCACCAUUAAAAGACAUCAUGUCCACGAAGGCCAUGAGUGUGGUGUCCGUCACCAGCCAGUGUUCUUACAGCAGCACCAUCGUCCACGUGCCUCCGCCUGAAUCAGAGGCAACUGCACUCGAGGAUGCACCUAUGGGUAGUGAACCUGCUGAAGCUCCUCUGCUCAAUGUUCGUCCAGAUCCAAGCCCUCUCACCGAGGAGCGUAGGUUCGUAGGCCUCACCAAGGAGGUGUUGUCAGCUCACACCCAGAAAGAGGAGCAAGAAUAUGUGGAUCGAUUCCGCCAUCGCAUCCUGCAGAGCCCAUACAGCUCAUACCUGCACUUAGAUAACAGCUCUCUAGCUCACUCACACCAACCAGUUGACUCUGUAAUGCGUCCACUGAGUGCUGGCGGGUGGAACCGCUCUCGGAGAGGAAAGUUAAGACACAAGCGCCCCAAACCCCAGGGUUCCUCAGACAGCUAUGCCUCUCCACGUGGACCCCCUCGCUGUAUCCCUGACUCCUCCUGGCCAUCUUCAGAGUCCUCUCAGCCACAGACGGGCGCGCCGUACAGUCAGUCAUCCCCACAUCAUGCACCUUACUACCCCACCAUGGCCGCCCAACAUGGCUCAGAGCAAUCUUCAAGGCCGAAACAGCUGCCAGGAGCCACACAGAUGGUGCUGCAGCCUCCUAACCCUCCCCAUCUUAAGUACAGUGUCAGUGCCCUGCAGUCUGCUCACAGCAUGCCAAGCAUGCAGCCAAUUCAAGUGGAGCCGAUUCAAAAUAUGCAACAUUUUCAGAGCUUUCAUAAUGUGCAGUCAUUGGGUGCAGCACAGACAAUCAGUCCUUACGUAGCUCCUGUCAUGACUGUCAUCCUGCCCAACUACCUAGUCUUCACCACAGGAUACCCAUCCAUUUAUCUACCAUCCACUUUCUCCAUGUUACCACAAGCACCCAUCACUGUGGCAGGCUUUGCUCCAAGCAUUACGCUCUUCCCCCAACCCCAGUUCCAGCUCUAUUCUGGGUCCCCACUUCAGAAUCCCCCAGGUCCAUUGGUUUGCUCUCCAAAAGCCAGCUUCUCUCUCAGAGAAGAGGAGGAGGCACCUGGGCCGCAUGCUUUGUUCUCCAGCUCUCACUCAAGUUCGCCUCUUCAGCUUAAUUUGCUGCAGGAGGAGCUCCCAAAACCUAAUGAAGGAGAAGGCAGCACAGGACACAGCCACGCUGAGAAUCUCCAUGAACAACAUGUCAGUCAGGGUGAUGCACCUCAUGAGUCUGGCAACCAGGACGCUCAAUAUACAUCCAGUGAUCUGCUUGACCUGCUGCUGCAGGAGGACGCACGCUCAGGGACUGGAUCCAACGCCUCAGGAUCUGGGUCGGGAGAGUCUGGAGAGUCACUGGGGUCUGGAUCUGGCUCAAAUGUCACCUCUACCUCACACACGGUCAGCAGCAACAGCAGCAAAUACUUUGCCAGCAAUGAUUCAUCGGACACAUCACACAAAACACAUAAGAGCCAGGAGGCAACAGUGGAUCACCGGCACAUGUUUGAUGCGCGAGUGGACAACUCCGUGGAGCACGAUCCAACACAUGCCAGAUGUGUCAUGAUGACAUACCAGAUUCACACCAGGGACCACAAUGAGGUGUUGGCAGAGGACAGGGAGAAGCUACGGGUUCUUCAGCCCCUCCAGCCAUGCUUCAGUCAGAGGCAGAGAGAGGAGCUGGCUGAAGUCCAUCCCUGGAUCCAACGGCACACAGUCCCACAGGAGAUCGACUCUCAGGGAUGUUUGAGUUGCAGCUCAGGUGCAGGGGUAGUCCAGUCCACUUACUGGCCUGCUCCAGACAGCUCGUCCGCUUUGGAAAGCCCUGAACUGGACUCCAGUCCUCUGCUGGACACUUGAAAGAUCUGGAACCUAAAAAAACAACAUCCAUGCAGUUUACAGAGAACUAGCCUUGAAACAGUCUUCAACAGCUGUUACUAUUCAUCUCCUUUGACCAGUCAAAACAGGUGGAUUACUAAAAAUGUUUAAACAUUUGUUUGUUUUUUAAUGAUAUGUAAAGACACCCCAAGCUGGCUGCAUCCUAAGGAACAAAGUUGGAUGUUCAUUGGCCAGUCGCUGUCAGACUGUCUCGAUGGAACCAUUAAAAACUGUACUUCUUAUUUAUUUUAUUUUUAGAACCCUUUAGGUAUCAUGUAAGAGGGACCAAGUCUUUUGGCACCAUGAGCUACAUAACACACACUUAUGGAAGAAUGGCCCUGAAUGUGACCACUGUGCACUCACGCCCGGUCUAGAAGACGGGUACCACCACUGACUGAAAUGACAGAGGGUAAUGGCUGAGUUUAAGUAUCCGAACACAUGACAAACAUUGGCUCAGUGACUUGGAGUGCAGGUCAGGCAACGUAGGACCCACAUCAUGGCAGAAUGCUUUUUCAGAAAAACUCAAACACAUUUUCUACUCCAUUUAGUGUUCAGAGUCUAAUCUUGUUCAUAAAUUGCAGGUGGCGUGUAUUCAUUUUUUUAUUCUGUAUAAGUUGGUUUCAUCUCCUCAGAACAUCUUUUUUGUGUAUUUUUCUGCCUCACAAAGAACAGCAGACACAUGGGGGUCAUUUGAGGUUAAAUUUACAACUGCCACUCACGUCCACCAAAAUCUGCUGUUGUGUACAGCGUCUCUGCCAAACAUCCCACCAAUGCCUCACCACUACAUUAUGUACAGAGUCACUGUAUUUGCAGACAGGCUCUGACCUUUAACCCUUCAUUUCUUUGUUUAUUUACUGAAUGAAUGUGCUGUAAGACUCCAUGUUGCUGUCUGGUUGCAGUGUGUGUUAUAGUUCUGUAACUCUUCUUAUAUUGCAGGGUAAGUAGUGCAGGAAAGAUUGUGAGUGAAUGUAUCUGCUGCUGACUGAGAGCUGCUUUCUUCAGUAUCAGACAGACCAGGGUUUUGUACUAUUUUUGAACUGAAAGGAUAUUACAGUAUAUUUUGUAGAAAAUGUGCAAAAGAAU